Molecule: messenger RNA, 301 nt
Organism: Entrophospora candida
Lineage: Eukaryota; Fungi; Glomeromycota; Glomeromycetes; Entrophosporales; Entrophosporaceae
Source: the annotation of a GenBank genome assembly
AUGUGCUCAUUGAUGAACUAAAUUUGCAUAUGUUGAAAAAACUGCGUUUAAUGGAAACUGAAGUGGUAACAGAUGAAAAAACAAAUGAUUCAAAAACAACUGGUGUAACUAGCAUUGCUGAGGACACUGUCAAUGAACAAUCUACAAUUGAAUCAAUUGAAUACAAGAAAAUUCUACAUGGAAAGUGGAUUAUUGAUCUAUACAAUGUUUCGAAUGCUUUUCAUCAGUAUCAAAUAACUAAUAUUGACAAACUGGAAAGUGGUGAAGGUUUCCAAUUUUCAUCAGAUUGGGAAGCUAUCUU